CUAGUACACAGGCUAAUGGAAAUAUGCCACACCGAAUGGAUUGAAUGCCGCACUCAACUGAGGAAGCUAUUUACUUCGCUGAGGCCGAAGCUGCACUUUGACCAACUGAUAAGCUCGGACGAUUACGUCUCGUGUCUUUUGUGAUCUCUUGGCCGCUGCCAGUUUUAAUUCUAGCUCCUAUGGCCACGGACGAGAGUUGCAGGCACUUCAGGGAGCUGGACAUCAGGCGCCGCUCUGGGUUGCUCCACAUAUACUUUCAGCGGCGAUGGCUCCGCCGCACCAUCUACGAGCUGAUGCGCGCGCUGGACCUGGCCAAUACAGACUCCACGGUCCAGUUGGUUGUGCUCUCAGGCGAGUUUUCUGCGGGAUGCGGCGGCGAAACGGAACCGCUGGCUCUAAAGCAAGGUCAGGAAAACAGGAGUCGGCUGCUGGGAGGCCAACAGAAAAGGAAAGCUGUGGACGGCAAUGACGCCGAGGACAUGUACAUACACGAAAAAGCCGCAAACUUUGUGAUGCGCUCGCUGGCGAAGAAGGUGCUGGCACACCGUAAGCUUCUGGUGGCUUUUGUCGAGACCCAGUGCGUGGGCCUGGGGCUCAGCGUGAUCAGUAUGUGCGAUCUGGUCUUCGCUAUGAAGUCUUCUGCCUUUGUGCCCGCCUUUUCGCACCUGGAUCCGUGCACCAAAGUGGGCCCUAUUUGGACUGUGCCACACAUCCACUGGCUGCUUCACUUGGGAGAUCGGGCGGAUGCCAACACUGCCCUCUACUGCGGUCUUGUGGCUGGCGUGGUAAGCGAUCCGCAGGAGUUCUGGCAUCGCAUUGACCUGUACUCACGAAUGCCCUCUUCCUCUCUGCUGGCGACAAAGCGCCUCCUGCUUCGGCCCUGGCGGGACUUGCUGUUCACGGAGCUGCACGAGGAGGGCACGCCUCUGGCUGCACAGCGAAGACGCCUGGCCAGAUCCAGGCUGUAG
This is a messenger RNA of Drosophila rhopaloa, 968 nucleotides long. RefSeq lists its product as uncharacterized. The coding region runs from base 180 to 968 and encodes 262 amino acids. The transcript has a single exon. The record is from RefSeq and is a predicted model, not a curated record. NCBI's taxonomy places the organism in Eukaryota, Metazoa, Arthropoda, Insecta, Diptera, Drosophilidae.